Molecule: messenger RNA, 1635 nt
Organism: Sodiomyces alkalinus F11
Lineage: Eukaryota; Fungi; Ascomycota; Sordariomycetes; Glomerellales; Plectosphaerellaceae
Product: xylosidase/arabinosidase
Exons: 2
Coding region: 1-1635 (544 amino acids)
Biological process (GO): carbohydrate metabolic process
Molecular function (GO): hydrolase activity, hydrolyzing O-glycosyl compounds
Source: RefSeq, a predicted model, not a curated record
AUGGGAUCCGUCACUGAAUUUGUGAAUCCCAUCGUCCCGGGGUUCGCCCCCGAUCCUUCAGUCAUUUUCGUCGACGGGACCUUCUUCCUUGCAACGUCGUCGUUUCACGUCUUUCCUGGAUUGCCCAUAUAUGCGUCCAAAGACUUGAAGACAUGGAGCCACAUUGGAAACGCCCUCAAUCGGCACUCACAACUCAAGCUCAGGGGCGCCGCUACACUCCGCAUGCCGUUGGACACGGGCUACUCCAUGGUAGCAUCGAUGGGAAUCGUGGCGCCGACCCUGCGAUAUCGUAGAGGAACUUUCUACAUCGUCACCACCAAUGUGGUUGUAGACGAAUCGAAUCCGGACAACAUGUCCAUCGAAAACUUCUUCAUCCGCACCAACGACAUAUGGAGCAACGAAUGGAGCGACCCCGUCUACUUCGACUUUAAUGGCAUCGACACGAGCCUCUUCUUCGACGACGAUGACCGCGCCUACAUCCAAGGCUGCUGGAUGAUCCGCCGCGACCGUCAGCCCACUUGCACCAUCAAACAGUUUGAGAUCGACAUCGACACAGGGAAACCCCUCUCCGACACGAAGGAGAUCUGGCCCGGCUAUGCCAAGUACGAUACGGAGGGUCCGCAUAUUUACAAGGUCGGUGGUUGGUAUUUCCUCAUGGCGGCCGAGGGCGGCACCUUCGAACACCACAUGCUCAGCAUCGCCCGGUCGCGGGACAUAUGGGGCCCUUACGAGACGUGGGGGGACAACCCCAUCCUGACAGCCGACGGGAAGGACGAGUAUAUCCAGAACAUCGGACACGGCGAACUGUUCCAGGAUGCGGAGGGCCGGUGGUGGGCCGCGGUACUGGGGGUGCGCAAACAGGUCGACGGCACCCAUGGACUCGGCCGCGAAUCGUUCUUGGCGCCGGUCGAUUGGCCCGAGGGCGGGUGGCCGACGGUACGCCAGCCGCGGAUGAAGUUUACGAGGGAAACCGUGCCGUCGCUGGCCGCGGGUGCCGAGGGGAUGUCGCUGGCGCCGCCGCCUUUCGUUGAGGACCUGUACAUUCGCGACCACGACGCAAGCAAGUACCGCUAUGCCGACGAGGGCAGGACGCUCUCCGUCCUACCCAGCCGGACUGACCUUUCUUCGCCUGCUGAGACGAGCACGUUCCUGGGGCGACGGCAACGGUUCCUCGACGGGGCGGCGACGGUACGCGUCGAUUUCGCGGGAAAGGCGGGAGCUCAGAGGCAAGUGAGGGCGGGCCUGGCGCUGUAUAAAGAUCCCAUCCGGUUCGCGGCAGUGGCCUUCGACUUUGCCAGCAACGGACUGGUAUACGAGGUGCGGAAUUCGUCCACCGGGUUACGGGGCACAGUCACCCGCGCGAUCCCCGACGAGCUCAAAGGGCUGGAACUCCGGAUCAAGGCCGCGCCUCUACGGUACAGCUUCGAGGCCAGGUUGGAGAUGAAGGAACCCAGGACGGGGAGCGAGGCGGGGUGGAUAGAGGUGGGAUCCAUGGAGGCCAAGGCGUUGGAUUCUCGAGACUUCACGGGCCCGAUUCUGGGGGUGUUUGCGCACGCGAGCGAUGAGGAAGGGGAGGGCGUUGAGGUGACCUUUCGGGAUUUCGAGUUGCGAGCGCGGGAGCAUUUGGACGAUUAG